This is a messenger RNA of Catharus ustulatus (Swainson's thrush), 2805 nucleotides long. RefSeq names its product ranBP-type and C3HC4-type zinc finger-containing protein 1-like. NCBI's taxonomy places the organism in Eukaryota, Metazoa, Chordata, Aves, Passeriformes, Turdidae. Gene Ontology annotation, biological process: positive regulation of canonical NF-kappaB signal transduction; proteasome-mediated ubiquitin-dependent protein catabolic process; protein linear polyubiquitination. The record is from RefSeq and is a predicted model, not a curated record. The coding region runs from base 665 to 2266 and encodes 533 amino acids. Gene Ontology annotation, cellular component: LUBAC complex. The transcript has 14 exons. Gene Ontology annotation, molecular function: ubiquitin binding; ubiquitin-protein transferase activity.
CCUGUCCUCUGUCCCCAUUCCUGUCCCUGUCCCUGUCCCCGUCCCUGUCCCCGCAGCCCCUGGCCGAGUUUGACCUGCGGGACGUUUCGUACCGCGUGUGCGGCCCCACGAGCCACGAGCUGCAGCUGCCACCCGCGGGGACAGCGGGGACAGCGGGGACAGCGGGGACAGCGGGGACAGAGGGCACGGUGGCGCUGCGGUUCCCCGAGGAGCGCGAGGCACAGCAGUGGUGGACAGUGCUGAGCAGCUCCCUCAGGGAGGCUCGGAGAGCCCCCGAGGGUGACACGGGGACAUCGGCGGUGCCACCCCCCGAGGACCCCGAGCAGGACACGGAGCAGGCGCAGAUCCUGGAGCUGGCCCAGACAGAGGAGCUGGCACUGUCCCUGUCCCGGGCCAUCUCCCAGGGUGACACGGUGUGUGCGGCACGGAUGGCGGUGUGUGUGUGUGUCCCCAUGUCCCUGACGGUGUCCCCAUGUGUCCCCAGAGGAGCUGGCACUGUCCCUGUCCCGGGCCAUCUCCCAGGGUGACACGGUGUGUGCGGCACGGAUGGCGGUGUGUGUGUGUGUCCCCAUGUCCCUGACGGUGUCCCCAUGUGUCCCCAGAGGAGCUGGCACUGUCCCUGUCCCGGGCCAUCUCCCAGGGUGACACGGUGUGUGCAGCACGGAUGGCGGUGGCACUGGCGCGGCGCCAGGCGGAGCUGAGCGUGAGCCUGAGGGACAGCGAGGGCGGGGCCGACAUCAGCAUGCCGGUGUUGGUGGAGGACGCCACCUCCUCAGCCAGCAUCACCCUGCGCGUGCAGCCACACCUCACCAUCGGCACCCUCAAGGAGCAGGUGUUCCGUGAGUACGGGUUCCACCCGCUGGCGCAGCGCUGGAUCAUCGGGCAGAGCCUGUGCCAGGACGGCCGCAGCCUGGGCUCCUACGGCAUCCGCCGCGCCGGGGACCCCGCCUUCCUCUUCCUGCUGUCGGCACGGGCCGCGGGGCUGGGCCCCGAGCAGUACCGGGAGCUGCAGGCGCAGGGGCUGCUCAGGGCCACGGGGCUCGGCUCAGGCGGUGUCCCCGAGCCCCUGGAGCAGAUGGACAUGGGGGACGCUGGGGACACCGGGGACAUCCGGGAUCGCCUGGACUCGCUGCAGCUCUGGGACAGCGCCGGGGCCCCGCCCACGGCCCCCGAGCCCCGCCCACCCUCACCUGAGCAGUGUGGCUGGGCGUGCCCCCGGUGCACGUUCCUGAACAAGCCCACCCGCCCCGGCUGUGAGAUGUUGACCCCAUUAACCCCAUUAAUUAACCCCGUUAAUCAAUCCCACCGUUCCCAGUGUGGCUGGGCGUGCCCCCGGUGCACGUUCCUGAACAAGCCCACCCGCCCCGGCUGUGAGAUGUGCAGCUCCCCCCGGCCCGAGGGGUACCGGGUCCCCGGGGGGCACCGCCCCGACCCCGCCGAGCUGCAGCGCCUGCAGCGGGAGCAGGACGGCACCCGACAGUGCCAGCAGGCCCUGGAAGCGGAGCGCCAGCGGAAUUUCCAGCAGCUGCUGCGGGCGGAGGAGGCGGAGCUGGUGCCGAACCCGGAGCCGCUCGAGUGCGGGAUCUGCCUGCAGGGCGUGCCCGCGGGGCGGGGCGUGCUGCUGCGGGACUGCCUGCACAGCUUCUGCCGGGAGUGCCUCCGGCAGGUGAUCACGUUCAGCGAGGAGCCGGUGGUGGCCUGUCCCUUCCGCGAUGUCACCUACGCCUGUGGCAGCCACCUGCAGGAGCGUGAGAUCCGCGCGCUGCUGUCCCCAGAGGAACACGCCCGGUUCCUGGCCCGAGGCCUGGCUCUCGCCGAGCGCCGCAGCCGGAACAGUUUCCACUGCCGGGGCCGGGACUGCCCGGGCUGGUGUUUCUACGAGGACGCGGUGAACGAGUUCCCGUGCCCGGUGUGCGGGGCGCUCAACUGCCUGCUGUGCAAGGCCAUCCACGAGGGCCAGAACUGCCGCCAGUACCAGGACGAGCUGCAGCUGCGGGCGCUCAAUGACGCGGCGGCGCGGGAGACGCGGGACAUGCUGCAGACGCUGGUGCAGCGGGGGGAGGCCAUGCACUGCCCCACGUGCCGCAUCGUGGUGCAGAAGAAGGACGGGUGCGACUGGAUCCGCUGCACCGUGUGCCAGACCGAGAUCUGCUGGGUCACCAAGGGGCCGCGCUGGGGGCCGGGGGGUCCUGGGGACACCAGCGGUGGCUGUCGCUGCAACGUCAACGGGCAGAGGUGCCACCCCCGGUGCCAGAACUGCCACUGACCCCCCCGGGCCCCCCUGGGGACACCCUGGGGACACCCCCGGGGACACCGAGGGACGGACGGAGCCGGAGCCGGGCCCGGGGACGCCCGAGGGCGCCGGGAGGGGCCACGGCCAGCGGGGACAGGGCCAGGAUGGACACAAGGACAGGAUGGACACACGGCCAGCGGGGACAGAGCCAGGAUGGACACAAGGACAGGAUGGACACACGGGCAGGAUGGACACAAGGACAGGAUGGACACACGGCCAGGAUGGACACACGGCCAGCGGGGACAGGGCCAGGAUGGACACACGGCCAGAGGGACAAAGGAUGGCCACAGGGCCAGAGCCCACGGACACUGGGACAGAGGAUGGACAGAGGAUGGACACACGGCCAGAGCCAAUGGACAGAGGAUGGACACAAGGCCAGAGGAUGGACACAAGGCCAGAGGAUGGACACAAGGCCAGAGGAUGGACUCAGACUCAGGGCCAGAGCCGAUGGACACUGGGACGGCCUCGGGGCGUGGAGGGCCCGGGGGGGCCAAUAAAGGAACUGAGUGUCA